CAUGCUUUUUUGUAUCAUUUAUCUAAAUAAUUAUGACACAAAAUAAUAUAUAAUAAGGAAAACUAGUUGGUAUUAAAGUAUUUAUUAUAUCGUUCAUAUCAUUUUUUAAAUAAAUCCAACAAAUAUUCUAAUCUUGAUGUAUAAACAGAGAUGUAUGCUCGUGUCUAGGCCAGUAUACUGAAAAAUGAAUCCAGGAAAGUUAUUGUUGAGUUUUGGAAUAAUCACGUGUAGUGUUUAUUCACAAAGCACAACUGAUUUGUCCAAAACUACACAGGUAGUGGACCCAAUAUGCAAAGGAUACGACUUAGAUAAAACCACCUUCUUGGCCUACCCAGACGACUGCUCCAAAUACUACGUAUGCUAUCAAGGAACAGCCAUCCCCUUCGAAUGUCCAUCACUCCUUCAAUGGAACGACGACACCAAAUCGUGUGAUUACGAGGAAAACGCUCCCUGUGGCUUACAAGAGACCAACUCGUUGGAGGACGCACCGGAUAAAAUUUGCGAAGGUUUACCAUUGGAUGAAGUGACAUUUUUAUCGAAUCCGGAGGAUUGUUCCAAAUACUACGAGUGUUACCAAGGGGUUGCCAACAAUUUUGAGUGCGAGCCACCGUUGCUGUGGAACCCAGACAUUGAUCAAUGUGAUUUAAAGGAAAAUGUCACUUGUGAUCGAGAUAUUUUGUUGUAAAUGAAACUUGAAUCUAUUGAUUUUGGUACCAUUUAUGAUUUAAUGUGUAUAAAAGUUUUAUUAAAAUUUAGUUAAAGGAAAUUAAUUAUAAUAAAGAUAAGUAAAUGGA
Molecule: messenger RNA, 794 nt
Organism: Aethina tumida (small hive beetle)
Lineage: Eukaryota; Metazoa; Arthropoda; Insecta; Coleoptera; Nitidulidae
Product: peritrophin-1-like
Exons: 4
Coding region: 185-685 (166 amino acids)
Cellular component (GO): extracellular region
Molecular function (GO): chitin binding
Source: RefSeq, a predicted model, not a curated record